Molecule: messenger RNA, 520 nt
Organism: Acaromyces ingoldii
Lineage: Eukaryota; Fungi; Basidiomycota; Exobasidiomycetes; Exobasidiales; Cryptobasidiaceae
Exons: 2
Coding region: 23-439 (138 amino acids)
Source: RefSeq, a predicted model, not a curated record
CGAAGUUGCACCGAUUGCGUCGAUGUCAGCCAUUGCUCCGGCUCCAAGGCUGGUGGUACGUGCAGGGCUGCCCGGGUGCACUUGGAGGAGAAGCAGGGCUGUGCCCGCACCCAACCGUCGGCGCUUCUCGAUCUCGUCGGUGGCAGGCACACCGAGCAGAGUGCCUCGCUUGACGCUCUACACGGGCACGCACUGCCAGUUGUGCGACGUCGCUCACUCGCUCCUCGUCUCGCUGCAAAAGGACGUGCCCUUUGAACUGGACACGUACAAUAUCCGCGACGAUUCGGCGGCCGACGUCGGCAAGUGGCGUCGAAUGUACCAGUACGACAUUCCUGUCUUGCACAUGGACGGCAAGGAGAUUGGCCGACAUCGCUUCGAGCGCGAAAAGCUCCUAGAGCGCAUCACAGCAGCGUCAGAGUCCAUUGAAUCAAGUCGCUGAAAGGGAGGACCAAUUCAUCAUCGCUUUGAAAAACGUGAAAGAUGGAAUAAUACAGUACAAUGGUGAUGGUGCUCUAUAUUA